AUGGACGUGCCGGCGACUGGUGGAGGCUCUGGGACAGGAAACGGAGGGUUCCUCGGUGGCGGCUCAGGUGGGGGUGGCAACGUGUCAAACUCCGGGUCGAACAGUAACAAUAACAACGAUUUUUUCGACGGGAUUCCGAGAGAUGUCGCCGACUUGUACACCCCGAGGGAGAUGGUGAAAAUACUGCAAGAGAAAGUCAUCGGACAAGAUCACGCGAAGAAAAUCUUAUCCGUGGCGGUGUAUAACCACUAUAAAAGGAUCGGAGCUAUGCGGAUGAUGAGACGCGCGAGUGGUGGAGGAGGAGGAGAGAGGAGUUUAAAGGAGGAGGAGAUUCAGACGACGACGACUUCGUCGACGACGACUCGCGUGCACAAUAACUUCUCGUCGUCGUCGUCGAGCGAUUUUGAACAACACGGCGGUGGUUUUGGAGGAGACGGAGGAGGAGGACAAGGAUCAGGAGGAGGUCGAAAGACGGAGAUGAACGAGUACGUGAGCAUGCGACCGUACGCGCAUCCGGCGUCGGUGAAGAUUUUUCCGAGCGAUCAGCAAGGGAGUAAGGAUACCGGUUUUUUUGGCGAACAGUCGCAGCGGGAACGCGGGGGACAAAGCGUUUGGGACAAAGAGGAAGACUUUGAAACGCGCGAUUCUUCUUCUUCUGACGACGACGACGAAUCGCUCAUUGAGUUGGAGAAAUCGAACGUUCUCUUGUUUGGCCCGACUGGGUGCGGGAAAACGUUGAUUAUUAAAACUUUAGGCGACAUCUGUAAAGUUCCAGUCGUCACCUGCGACGCGACGACGUUGACCCAAGCCGGGUACGUCGGCGAAGACGUCGAAUCUGUGUUGCACAAGUUAUUACGCGCGGCAAAUUACGACGUCCAAUUAGCUGAACGAGGCAUAGUCUACGUGGAUGAAAUCGACAAGUUAUCUCGCAAAUCCGAAAACGUCUCCAUCACUCGAGACGUCUCCGGCGAAGGCGUGCAACAAGCUUUAUUGAAAAUGGUCGAAGGAACCGUCGUGAACGUUCCGGAAAGAGGCGGUAGGAAACACCCACGAGGUGAAGUCGUCGCCAUGGAUACCAAAAACAUUCUCUUUAUCGUCGGCGGUGCGUUCGUCGGUUUAGAGAAACACGUGAAAGGACGGAUCGAAAAGAAGACGAGCAUCGGGUUUGGCGCGCAGGUCAAAAGCAGCAGCGGAGGAGGAGACGGCGACGCUAAGCACGAGGAGAAGAACAAAACGGCGAAGAAGAACGGGGGCGACCAGGGGCCACAGAUGAAGAAAUCCGGCAUCUUAGCCGGCAUUUCCGAACGCGACGAUAACCUCUUAGCCGCGCACUGCGAACCCGCGGAUUUCGUCUCCUACGGCUUGAUCCCGGAAUUUGUCGGCCGGUUCCCGAUCGUCGCCCCUCUGAAAACCUUGCGCGAAAACGACCUCCGAAGAGUGCUCACGGAACCCAAAAACGCGCUCACGAAACAAUUCGCGAGACUUUUCCGCGCGCACGACGUCAAACUCGACGUCACUUCUUGCGGCGCCAACGAAAUCGCCCGCUGGGCGUCCAUGCGAGGCACCGGCGCUCGCGGUUUGCGAACGAUCAUGGAACGCCUCUUAGCCGACGCGAUGUUUGAAGUCCCGUCGGACCCGACGAUUAAAACCGUCCGUUUGACGGAAAAAAGCGUUCGAGAAGCGCUCACGAAACGAGAGAGCGAGGGCGUCUUGAUCAGCGGCGCCGAGAUGAUUCGAACCUCCCUCUCCUCAUCCUUCUCCUCUUCCUCUUCCGAAAAUAAGGACGACGUUUCAGAAAGCGAAGAGAACGACGAAGCCUCCUCCGGAUAA
Messenger RNA from Bathycoccus prasinos, 1830 nucleotides. RefSeq names its product clp protease ATP-binding subunit. Gene Ontology annotation, molecular function: ATP binding; ATP hydrolysis activity. Lineage: Eukaryota; Viridiplantae; Chlorophyta; Mamiellophyceae; Mamiellales; Bathycoccaceae. Bases 1 to 1830 code for a protein of 609 amino acids. Gene Ontology annotation, cellular component: mitochondrial matrix. The record is from RefSeq and is a predicted model, not a curated record. The transcript has a single exon. Gene Ontology annotation, biological process: protein catabolic process; proteolysis.